This is a messenger RNA of Penicillium malachiteum, 3099 nucleotides long. RefSeq lists its product as uncharacterized. The transcript is spliced from 2 exons. Bases 1 to 3099 code for a protein of 1032 amino acids. Lineage: Eukaryota; Fungi; Ascomycota; Eurotiomycetes; Eurotiales; Aspergillaceae. The record is from RefSeq and is a predicted model, not a curated record.
AUGUCAUCGGCUCUCAAUCAUGUGCGAGGCCUUUCGGGGAUAUCCUGCCUAAGAGCCAUAACUCGCACCAACAUCGGUUAUAAGAAUUGGCAUUGUGGCGAUAUUCCAUCUAAUAUAAAUCCUCACUACAUCUAUUACCCGCAAGACAUUCGACCUCGUUUCUAUACCAAUGUUUCCCCUCGUGCUUCUAUCUCACAAGCACCGCCUAUCGAAUCAAAGAUAAACAGUGAACAAAGUCAAUCCCUAAUCGAGGCCAAUAAUCCAUCUACCUCCUUGCCAGCCCACGACUAUUCCCAACGUCCCGCAAACAAACGACGUACCCGCAAACGAUCAGUCAAAUGUUGGCUCACCCCCUCCGAAUAUCUCUCUGAGUCUCUUCAAAAAGCAGGGCAUUCAAUUGGUUACGGAGAAGGCUCUAUUCGUGCCGCAAGAAAUUCAACAAAGGAUUCGGAUCAUGUCAUUGUGCCCAAGUCGCUUCUGAAACAAAGUCCAGGGUCACGUUUCGUACGGAGGUCCUUACAAACAAUACUUGGACAGUACAUACAGGAGGUUGAUCCUUUGUUUAAACGCAAGUAUGAAGGCGACAGCUCCAUAGCUUUGGAGGCUGCAAUCGGGGACGUGUUCGGCGCAUGCAAUUAUCGUCACCUUGAAGAACGAGGCUAUUGCAUCGAUGAUGUGGUUGCAUGGGCUUGGGUUUUGACAAGUCAAGAUAAUUAUCAAGCAGCAUCCCGCCUAUUUGCUUUGGAGUCAGACCAUGAAACUCGAACAAAACACGCCAGUGGGCCUCACGUCCCUCCUUUCCUUGUUUUGCUUUUACUGAAAGAGCAAUAUUUGGAUGCCCAUGUCCUUCGGCUAUUACUCAUUCAUUCUUUGCAUUUGAUGAGCGGGGAGGCACUACCGCCAAUUCAUCAAUUGACACAAUCCCUGGAGACGAACCAAGUUUCUGCGAUAGAAGGCUCAAGUCCCAAACAGCCUAAAGUGGACGUAACAACAUGUAUGUUGUUAACUAAACGCUUAAUUCUGCAUGCGCGGCAAGUCUGGCCCGAGGCUCUUCCUGUGAUUGCUCGAGCAGUCGCCCGGUUUUUGACUGUCCCAAGUGCAAAUGAAAGUAGGAAGUCAGGGCUGGGUCAAAUCAAGGACAGGAGUUUUAGGACCCAGAGUUUCAACUUGUGUCUUUCUUUACUAUCCGCCCCCGCCAAAGUUCAUCCCUUCCGAUCGGCCUUUCUGCAACAGCAGGCUCAAUUCGAGCUUCUUCGUGCAAUGGCAGCCCACAAGCCUGUUUUCCCCGUUACCCGAGAAGGUUAUCGGUCGGUGGUUGCGGUUCAGCUAGCUCACAAAAAGACAACAGCUGAACGUCAAUCUGCUGAGUUGAAAGCUCCAUCGUGGCCUCCGUGGAAAGAAGAAAGAUUGGGCAUGGAUUCUCAUCGAGGUAAUGAGGGUCUUCAGAGCCGAGCAAUGAACGUAUUGUCUCAAAUGAAAGAAGCAGGGUAUUCUCCUCGAGUCUGGGAGGAGAUAUCUGCUAUCUUGGCUGGCUGGGAUACUGAUGGGAGCCCAACGGUGCAAACCAGAGCUCUGGCACCGCCGCAGCGGGCUCUCUCACUCCAGAGUUGCAAUGACCACAAUAACCACGGAGUAUGGGUUGCACGAAUUCGCGCCACUCGAACUGUCCGUGAAGCAUGGGCCUGCUUUUUAUCCUACCAGGACCACGGCUUACCUGCCAAAGCUGAGAUCUACGCUGCCAUGGCUGAGAAAUUGAUUUACCGCCAGAAGACGGCUAGCAGUAAUUUCGACCGGGUUAGCCUUACUCUACCAGGUGAUGGACGGGAGGUUUACCCUGAACCAGCUUCUGCUCGCGAUAUCAUUUACGUACGAACAGAGCCGCCUUUAUUGGAAGACUUUCUGAAUGAGAUGAUCUCACGUGGUAUUCGUCCCUCUGGGAGAUUUCUUGCACUUCUCCUAUUGUCCGCUCCAGAUUUACGCACGGGGUUGUUCUAUCUCCAGUCCAGCAACCUCUCGGAGGACCAGAUCAAGGCGCUGUGCACUGUGUGGCGGCAUCCUUCGGAAUACCAAGAAAAGCAAGUUAAGGCACUGGAGGCAUUACCUGAUAAAUUGUUUGGCUCUUUUAUCACUUUUCUUUGCAAGCAUUCGCCCUUGACAGUUAGCAAAUGCGUCAAAGAUGUUUUUAUGGCGGACCGGACCGACGUGCCGACUCAGUACAAAGAGCCCAUUGCUUUUCUACAGAUGUCUGUAGAAGAAGGUCCGGAGGGUCACCCACUGGCCUUUUGGCAUGCCACUCAGCUGGUCAAACUGCGACAACCCCCUUGUCGCCUGGCCUGGCAUAACCUUCUAUCAGCUUUUUCCUCUAACUUUUCUGGGGAACGAUAUGUGAAGCGCCACAAAAAGUAUGUCCGCAUUUUGGCAUGGCAUGGGAUUUGUGAAGUGUUUAACUGGAUGCGAGUCCGCGGGAUUGCACCCGGGCCUGCUGAUUUUCAACCUUUGUGUGUCACAUUCAGCAGAGCCAUUGAUGCUGGCAUCAAGCAACCCGAGCUAGUGGAAAAGGCUUGUACGCUCCAUCAAUUCUCAACCGAAUUGCCGGAUAUUGAUGACCGCGAUUACUUUGAUGCUCUGGUCGAGGAUGGUCUAUCGCUCUUGAAGGCUCACUUUGAUCAGCUCGUCCUCCCUUCUGCAAAGACAUCGGGGGUAGCAGAGCAAAGUGUCUUCACAAAUAGCAGCAGUGAUAAAUCACUCGGCAUGCCUGCUGUUCUUCAUGUUCCGUCCUACGCCACACUACAUAGUUUUGUGCGGGCCAUGGGAAUGGUUGGAGACGAUGAUGGUCUGUUACAUCUAUUACGGUGGAUGAGUCGAUCAUCUGCCUUGCUGAACGAGGUAGCUGAAGAUCGUCUGAAUGGAGACCAAAUGAUGCGACAGACCCUGGUGGCGAUCCGGAUGUACCUGGAGAAGUUACAUCCCCAGUUUAAUUCUGGCGAUCGGAUAGCGUCGGACUCUAAUUUGGAAGAGGCAUACGACAUUGUCAGCCGGACACCUGGAUGGGAGUGGCCCGACCUUACAGAGGUCGAGGACUACUUGAAUGUACAAUAG